Molecule: messenger RNA, 3674 nt
Organism: Drosophila nasuta
Lineage: Eukaryota; Metazoa; Arthropoda; Insecta; Diptera; Drosophilidae
Product: HEAT repeat-containing protein 6
Exons: 1
Coding region: 109-3573 (1154 amino acids)
Molecular function (GO): protein binding
Source: RefSeq, a predicted model, not a curated record
CAUUUAAGAGUAUAAUUGAUAGUGGUCACACGCUGACACUGCACUGGUGUUGAAUGAAACCGCGUUAAGAAAAGUAAAUUUGAUCAAAGAAAAAAGUGUGUUCAUCAUAUGGACAAGGAGAGGCGAGCCUAUGAGGCGCUAUUACAGACAGUAAAUACGCGACUGCGCAGCGCUCGACCAGCGGACCAAGUGCAUCAUGAGCGCCAGCUGCAAUUUCUGCGCGACAUCGACAGCCAGACGCCCACGCCGCCAUAUGGCAUUCAACGAGCAGCGCAGCUGACGCAGCUGUUAACGGAAGUCGCCGGGGAAGGGCAGAAGAGUGCUAAUGCCGAUGGUGAGUCAUUGCAGCUGCUUAACCUGUGGCUGCAGUGGUUGCAUGAGCUACUCCACAGUCGCCGGCAGCUGUUGGGCGAUGAGACGCAAUCGCUGCGUGACUGGCUGCUGCAGCGGCUGACACAACAAAACACCAACGACGUGGAGACGUUGCGUUGUCUACUGCCACUGCUGGAUGCGCUGCCAGUGGGCGUAGCGCGUGCUCAGCUGCCACAAUUGGCUGCCAUACCGCUGCCCAGCAGCAUGGAGGCAGCGUUGCUGCUGCUGCUCUGCCAGGAUGCCAUGCUGGGCGCAUUAACGGAACUGCAGCCGGCGGAGUUGCAGCUGUGCAGUCAGCUGGCCAGCACACUGCUGCAUGCACACUACGCAGGCAGCUGGCUGCUGCAGGCGAGCCAAUUGUCAACUGCCGGACUGCAGGAGCAACAGACGCUACUCGUGGCCCAUUCGCUGCUGGUGCUGCAGAAGAUUGCCGCACUGCAUGCGGAGUAUGCGCAGCAGCAGGCACCGGAGCUGCUGGGUCUGGCACUGAGCUACAUGCGUCGCUUGGAUACGUCAGCGACAUUGCAGCUGCCACAUCGUGUGCAGCCGGCGCAGCAAUCGUUGGCUGCCUAUGGCCAGGAUGCGGACGAGUUGCAGGCGGCGAGCAGUCAGAGCAACGCUGCUGCCGGACGGCGUGUGAAGUCGCGCAAGAUGCGCUCGCUGGCCAAGCAGCGAACGGAACCAGUGCAACCCACCACGAGCGGAGCGCAGGAGGAGCGACUGCAGCAGUUGCUGCUGCAGGGCUCAACAGCGGCCAGCAAUGGUGACUCCAAUUCCAAUUCAGAUAACGCUGCCGGCGCGCAGUCGGCGGGCGUGAAGCAGCAGCGUCAGUGCCAGGUGAAGCUGCGCUUGGCGGCGCUCCAGCUGCUGGGUGCGGUGACCAAACAGCUGCCACGACGUCUGCUCUAUGGAUAUUGGCAUGCGUUGUUUCCCAGCAACAGCGCCGGCGAUGCGGAUCAUCUGCUGCAGCUGGGCGCCAACGAUGGCAAUGUGCGUUGUCGUGCCUUGGCCCUGCAGCUGGCCGCGCAGCUUUACUACGGCUCCAAGCCGUUCCUCAGCCAGGCAAACGAUACGACAGCGCCCAGCAAUUAUACGCCGUUCGCCUUGAGCUUGGCGAGCAGCGUGCUCGCUGCCUAUGGCCAAUUGACGGGCAUACUGCAGCGAGAGUUUGCACCGCCAGUGUUGACGCAGUGCCUCAAGUGUUUGGCGGUGUUGGUCCAGGCGACGCCCUUCGAUCAGCUGCAAAUGGGUUUCGUGUACGAGUUUGUGCCGCAUGUGAAGAAGCUGGCACGGCACAUGGACACUGGCGUGAAGGUAUCGGCACUGCUCGUCAUGGAGAUGCUGGUGGCCACCACACGGUUGACCCAGGAGAUUGCCUGCGCCGUCGGUUUGCCGUUAAGUGAACGCAAAGCAGUCGUGGAGAGACAACGCCACAACGUUCGAGCUGCGCCUGAAUUUGAACAGCUCUGCGAUUCCGAGGAGGAGGCGGAGGAGGAGCAAGAGGAACAGGAGCAGCUGCCCAAUCCAGCGACACAGCCGAGCAUACCGCGCAACUCGUGGCUACUGCGACUGGUGCUCCGCUAUCUAGACUGUCCGGGCAGCGCGGCGCCUCUGCGUCUCGAGUGUCUGCAGGUCAUCCUGGCGAUGGCCACACAUUUUGCUCUGCUGCGCGAUCAUCUCGGCCGUCUCGCCGCCGUGCUGAGCGCCGCUCUUGCGGAUCCCUCGCUGGAUGUGCGUCUGUAUGGGGCACGUUGCCUGGACGCCGUCGGCUUUCAGAUGGCGCGCCAGGCGCAGGAGCAACAGCAGACGGAGGAGGAACAGCGGCAGCUGCAGCAACAUCUACUCUUCUGGCAGCGCCUGCUGCAGUCCAUCUAUGUGGCCUACUUGGCCGCGAGCAGCGCCACCCUGAAGUGCGCCCUCUGCGAUGCGCUGUCCAACAUGGGCGUCUGGAGCUUCGAGCGUCUGCCGCAGCCACAACGCAACGCGCUGCUCGCCUUUCUGCUCGGCUGCAGCAGCGACGAUGCCGCGGAUCCUUUGGUGCGUGCAGCGGCGCUGCGUGCUUUGGCUGUCUAUGUGCUGCAGCCAACGUUGCGGGCGGAUCUGGUGUUUGUGGAGCAUGCGGCGGAGCUGGCGCUGCGGCUGAUUGGUGAUCCGCAGCUGGCGGUGCGCAUAAAGGCGGCCUGGGCGCUGGGCAACAUCAGCGAUGCGCUUGUGGCGCCCAGCUUGGAGGCGAAGAAGCGGCAGGAGGAGAAGCAACGGCAGGCGGAGAAGGCAAAGCAGCAGAGGCAGCAACAGCAGCUGGAGGAGGAAGUGGAGCUGGACAUAGAACUGCAGGAAGUGGAGGCGGAGGAGGAGCAAGAGAUUGAGCAGCAGCAGGAGACCGCACAGCAGAAGAAGGAAAAGCAGGAGGAGGAGGAGGAGGAGGAGGACCACGCUCAACUGGAGCAGGAGGAGCACAUCUCGCAGUCGCUGCUCAUGCGGCUGAUCGAGGCCGCCGUCGCCGCGUGCAGCGAUCACGAUAAGGUGCGUGCCAAUGCGGUGCGUGCGCUCGGCAAUCUGCUCCGGCUGCUGCCCAGCGCCGAGCACGAGCUGAUGCUGCGCGCCAUGAGCAAGCUGCUGGAUUGUGUGCGCGCUGCCGGCAGCGCCAAGGUCAAGUGGAAUGCCUGCUAUGCGCUGGGCAAUCUGGUGCGCAAUCGUUCGCUGUUCGCCUCGAGUGGCAGCUUGGCGGGCACACUCUUCACCACGCUCGGCCAGCUGAUUGUGCAGCAUGCCAACUUCAAGGUGCGCAUCAAUGCCACCGCUGUUCUCCUGCAGAUCGAGCAUCGUGCGGACUUUGGCCAACACUAUGCCGGCAUGUGGGCCGCUCUAGUGGCGGCCACCGAGCGAUCCAAUGCACUGGACACAUUCGUCGAGUACAAUCAUCGGGAUGGACUGCAGCAGCAGCUGUGCCUGGCCAUGGCGCAUAUGUUGGCGCGUGCUCGGCCCGACGAUCUGCUCACCUGUCGCCAGGCCAUGGAAUCCCAGUUGGAAGCAAUCAGUGGCACCUGGCGACGUGUCGCCUAUCGCAUUCUGCCCGAGCAGGCGACGGCGCUCUUCAAUUGCGGAUCCAUGCUGCAGCAGCGCUUUGCUGCCAAUGCGCUGACUGGGGAACAGCGCAACGCACUCACAUUCCUCGUUGCUGCACUGCGUCUCGAGAGUUAGCCCCCGAUCGCAUUUAAUCCUCACCAGUUUAUGGCCUUUACUUUUGUCAUACGAAUGCAAUUUUGUAACUCACUAAAUGCACUUUGUGCUUUAAAUAUUUA